Molecule: messenger RNA, 1502 nt
Organism: Vitrella brassicaformis
Lineage: Eukaryota; Vitrellaceae
Source: the annotation of a GenBank genome assembly
AUCGACACCAAAAUCUCAGCAUGCUAAAGAGGAGCAACAGACAGACCGGGCAGCAGCAGGUCAGUCACUUUGAACCACGCAGCCGCGAGAUAUAUAUAUAUAUAUAUAUAGAGAGAGAGAGAGAGGGCAAGAGAAUGCAGGCAGCAAGCAGCCAGAGCCAGACGACCGAUCGAUCGCGUUGCUUCCCCUCUGUUUGUGUGUCAGGUGGUGGUGGAUCGGCCGUGCUUGGAUGGACAAAGCCUUGACGCGGCUGCUUCAUUCACUCUUUCUAGCCAAGCAGACAAGGAAGCACGCCCCUGUCCUCUGUCGUUCUCAUCCAAGGAGGCGAGGAGUGACUCAACCAACGAUCGACAUCGAUCUCGCAGCAGAGUCAAUGCGGCCUAAUUGAUUCCGAGAGACGAGUGAUUGAGAAGCAGCAGCCGAGCGAAAGGCGGUGACGAACGUACGGUGAAUCACAUACAUACGUCGAAUCAAUCAAUCACUACAUACACAAUGCACACACAUACAUGCGUACACACAUGAAUACGUACACCACACAUCCGUACCCACACACAUACGUACAUACAUACAUACGUACCAUGGUAUACAUAAUACGUAUACGUGCAUCCAUGUGUCUGUGUCCUCGUACGUGUAUGAUCGAUCGAUGUGUAUUUGCUUCUUGCCUUUCAGGCCCAGCCUUCCUUCAACCGCCACGUGUGUCGACACUGAUGGAUGCCCUUCCCUUCCACCAUUGACAGACAGACAGACAGACAGACACAGGUGAGAAGAAACGCAAACACAGUCAAACGCGAUCCACACAUGCACCUCUCUCUCUGUCUCUCUCUCUGUGUGUGUGUCUCCGCUUUGUCACCCAGCAAGGGAGCGCGACGGGCGGCCGGACCGUUCCAAGUCGGCAUGAUUGCGUUGUGGCCAUCAUUUCAUUGAGGACACACACAGUUGGCUUGAAAUAUAUCUGGGACUUACUGACACAAGACACACCACACUGACAGACACACAAGCAAGCAAGCAAGCAAGCAGCGAGAUAGGGGACGGACAAGGUGUCAGUCGGUGGUCUGGCUCGCGCACACGUCAUAUCCAUGUGCAUGCGCUUCAAUGUGCGCUCAUUCUGCUUCUCUGUCUGUCUGUCUGUCUUUCUUUCUUUCUGUCUGGCUGUCUGUCUGUCUGUCUUUCUCUGCAGCGACCGUGACUGAGCAAGGCGUGUACACCAAGACCCAUCACACCGACCACCCCUCUGGAGCGUCAUCCCAGGCCGAUGUGGUGGUGCGGAGGCAUGCUAGUGUGUCCGCGGAUGGAUGGAUGGACGGAUGGCAGUAUUCGACUGAGUGGCCUGCCUGGCUGCAGACUUAGUUUGGGGGAGGGGAUGGCUGCGUGGGCUGGUUUGAAUCGAAUUAUGUGUGUGAUGUGUGUGGUGCAUGGCAUGAGUGGAUUGCUCUGACGGCAGCGUCUGUGUUGAUCCAUCUGCUGUGGUGCUUGAGGGAGACCUCUUAUCUCCUCCUCCUCAG